Molecule: messenger RNA, 686 nt
Organism: Triticum aestivum (bread wheat)
Lineage: Eukaryota; Viridiplantae; Streptophyta; Magnoliopsida; Poales; Poaceae
Product: gamma-hordein-3
Exons: 2
Coding region: 186-527 (113 amino acids)
Source: RefSeq, a predicted model, not a curated record
CAAAAUUAUUAGGUCGAUAAGCUUAAGAGCACUUUUUCAAGAAACGAGUGUGAAGAUCAAAAACAAAUGUGCGAUGCCAGCUAUAAAUACGACUACACCAUGAGGGUCUCUUCCAUCAUCUAACCUUCAAGGACCUAGAGUUGAAACACCAAAGCCAAGUGAGCAAUAGUAAACACAAAUCAAACAUGAAGACCUUCAUCAUAUUUGUCCUCCUUGCCAUGGCGAUGAACAUCGCCAGUGCCAGUAGGCUGCUAAGCCCUAGAGGCAAGGAAUUGCAUACUCCACAAGAACAAUUCCCCCAACAACAACAAUUCCCCCAACCACAACAAUUCCCCCNGCCACAACAAUACCCUGAACAACAACAAUUCCCCCAACAACAAUUCCCCCAGCAACCACCACAACAAUUCCCCCAACAACAAUUUCCAAUACCAUACCCACCCCAGCAAUCACAAGAACCUUCCCCAUAUCAACAAUAUCCACAACAACAACCAUCUGGGAGCGACGUUAUAAGUAUCAGUGGCCUAUGAAAUGAAGAGAUGUAAUACUAGACGGGUGAAUCAUCGUUGUUAGUCAAUGGAGCAUAAUGUAACGAUGAUAAAUAAAGUGAUGUGCACCAUCAUGUGUAACCCCGACCUGUACUAGUCCAAACAUGGGAAUAAAAGACAAAUAAGUUCUUUUCUGAAGCA